Molecule: messenger RNA, 2804 nt
Organism: Megachile rotundata (alfalfa leafcutting bee)
Lineage: Eukaryota; Metazoa; Arthropoda; Insecta; Hymenoptera; Megachilidae
Product: putative inorganic phosphate cotransporter
Biological process (GO): monoatomic anion transport; transmembrane transport
Cellular component (GO): membrane
Molecular function (GO): transmembrane transporter activity
Source: RefSeq, a predicted model, not a curated record
GUCCCGACAUCGAGUAAAAAAGAAACGAAAGAAACGUGCGAACAAAACACAGAAUGUACAUAGAAACCAGUAAACUUUCUACCGAUCACUUCCCCGCCUGCAUCUGUUCUUCGGACGUUGUUCGUUCCCUAACGGUUCAAUUUGUUCGUCGUUCGGUUCCGAAAGCGUUGCCAGUGCCGUUGUUCCACGGUACAUAUCUGGCCGACGCUCGUUUCUUUCCCGGCUAUUCGAAUCGUCGCGGUAGCGAACGUUCUUCCACCGCGGCGCGUCGGUAACCAACCUUAACGGUCCGCUCUCGAAACGGGGGAAUAUACUCGCGGGGACGAAUAGGAAUAGAAACUUGAUUGCAAACGCGGAGCAACGCGCGUACAAGUACGAAUAGGUCCGAAUAGUCGAAUAGAAGCGAUCUGACAGUGACGCGACUCGUCCGCCGAGCCGCACGGCCUCCUUCUCUCUCUCUCUUUCACCGAAAUCGUUCGAAAUAUCUUCCCGAUUGUCCCUCGGAUCGCGAAAACACCGUUCAACGUCGCCCGUGAAAUCGAGCGUCGGACUAACUUUCUCUUUCCUCCGACCGAUCUUUCGCGCGCACCGCGCAAACGAUGCCGUCCAACCGGAACAUAAGAGACCUGCUCACGUGCAGACAAGUAUUAAACGUAAUGGUGAUACUGGGAUUCAUGUUGAAUUACAUGUUGCGCGUCAACAUGACGAUCGCCAUCGUGUCGAUGGUGAUUCCGAGCAACCGUAGCUCGCAUCCCAGCGAAUACGACGUUUCCGACGAAUACGUAAACGCCGCUUCGAUCGACGACCGGAGCACGAGAACGACCACCGACGCGGCUUCCAAAAACAACGGCUCCGGUUCUUCUUUUCUGAACGACGGAUCAAUUACGCACAUAUCGUGGGAGGGGAAAGCGAACGAAACGCGGUACCCGUGGAACGAGUAUCAGGUGAAUCUCGUGCUGGGAAGCUUCUUUUGGGGUUACAUCUGUACCGAAUUACCGGGCGGAAGACUCGCGGAAAUCAUAGGCCCGAAGAGGGUGUUCGGAUACAGCAUGCUACUGUCGAGCGCCAUAACCCUGCUGACGCCGUUGUCCGCCACUUACGGAUACGUGAUGGUCGCGGGACUAAGAACCGUUCUUGGAUUCAUGCUGGGAGUUACCUGGCCGGCUAUUCAACCGAUGACGGCUCGAUGGAUUCCGCCGACAGAACGAAGCAAAUUUGUCUCCAACAUGAUGGCUUCGUCCCUCGGUGCAGCGGUGACGAUGCCGAUUUGUGGAUUCUUGAUCGCGUCGGUCGGCUGGGAAUCCGUUUUUUACGUGACCGGCGCGAUAGGACUCGCGUGGAGCGUAGCCUGGUUUCUCUUGAUAUUCGAUUCUCCCGCCCAACAUCCGAGGAUCUCCGUCGAGGAACGUCGAUACAUCGAACACGCGAUCGGCUCCACCGCCACCACCAAGCGAUUGCCCGUACCGUGGAAGUCCAUCUUCUUCUCGAUUCCAGUUUGGGCCAUCGUCGUCACUCACGUAUGCAGCGUGUUCGGCUACUUUACCGUCGUCAAUCAACUACCAACCUACAUGAAAUACAUCUUAAACUUUAAUAUCAAAGAGAACGGGAUGUUAUCUUCUUUGCCGUAUCUCGGAAAAUACGCGUUCGCAGUGACGAUGUCUGCUCUGGCCGAUCAUUUGGUGAAAACGAAAAAGUUGUCGAUAACGACUAUUCGAAAAUUGUUCACCACGUUCGCGGUACUGAGUCCGGGACUGCUGAUGAUCGUGCAAGCGUAUCACGGAUGCGAUCGCGUCGCGUCGGUAUCGAUCUUCACCGUAGCUUUGACGAUCAACGGCGCGGUAACGGCGGGAUAUCUAGGAAACAGCUUGGACAUCGCGCCUAAUUUUUCGGGGACCAUUUUCGGCAUAGCGAACACUUUUAGCUCGUUGGGUGGAUUCCUUAGCAGUUACAUGGUCGGCACGAUAACUUACAAAAAUCAGACCUACGCUAGAUGGACCAUCGUUUUUUGGGUUCUAGCUUCGACUUACAUCGUCGGAGCUGUCGCGUUUGCCGUGUUCGGUAGCGGCGAGCUACAAAAGUGGAACAAUCCCGAAGCGAACGAGGAUCGAAAGAAGACGAACGACGCGGAGAAAUCGAACAACGAAUCCAUAUCCCUGAAAAAUAAGGGUAUCCCCUAAUCAAACGAUUUCGUCGCGUUCCGACCUCGAAACUUUUCUCGAAAAUUAAUCGAUCAUUCGUACACGGUUUACGACCUAUGCUCUUCCGUGGGAUGUAAGUCAGUUUCUCGGUAGCAGAAAGUUCUCUUUAAAUCUUUGCGCGGUAAUAACGCGAACUGAACGUUUUUUAAUUUCGUAUCGACGCACGAUCCCGAAACAGCACCUUCUAUCGGCUAUCGUACGUUUUAUCUUUCAUCUCUGUGACUUUAAACGCGUUUAAUACCUCUUAGCGUCGUCGUGCAAAGCGCCUCCUCGAUGUACAGAAUUUUGCGAAUUCGAAUUACUCGAAUUUUUUGUCGCUAAACGGCUACAGCCUUUUUCCUUCGUACCGAAAUCGCUACUACACGCGCUCGACCAAAUUUUCCAUAUAAGCUCUUUUUUGCAAAACAAAACACAUCUGUGAGAAUGGUUUAUGGUGACUCGCAAGAAAAUUUGUUCUCGUUCUUAUAUCAUUCUCUAUAUUCUAUAUUCUAUAUUCUAUAUCAUCGACGGGAUACAGUAUAGCGCGAGAACUGUUCCGAACACGUAAGUCGCAUCGUCGAACCCACUCGGAUCCAACGAAUAUAUUACAAACAGCAUAAAACCAAU